Messenger RNA from Spodoptera frugiperda (fall armyworm), 1839 nucleotides. RefSeq names its product carboxypeptidase B-like. Gene Ontology annotation, biological process: proteolysis. Bases 529 to 1833 code for a protein of 434 amino acids. Gene Ontology annotation, molecular function: zinc ion binding; metallocarboxypeptidase activity. The transcript is spliced from 5 exons. NCBI's taxonomy places the organism in Eukaryota, Metazoa, Arthropoda, Insecta, Lepidoptera, Noctuidae. The record is from RefSeq and is a predicted model, not a curated record.
UUUUCUGUGAGGCCGUCACUCUGGUCGAACCGGCACAUUUAUGGCAAAGCAUUGCUCUCUUAUACUCCAAAAAUAUUGGUAUUAUAGCAGAGUUUAGUAAGUAAAGUAGUGAUUAUAAGAUGAACAAUCUUAUUUAUUCUUUAAGUGUUGGAGAGCCAUGCUUCGGCACGAAUGGGCCGGCUCGACCAAAAUGAUAUCACGGCCGAGCAGAAAACCGACGUGAAACAACGUUUGCGUUAUGUGAGUGAGGAAACCGGAAGCCUAAUUACCCGCCUACCCAAUCCACGAUUCCCUAACAACCCUUAAAUUCCUAACCCCAUAAAGACCGGCAAUACACUUGCAACGGGAGUUUCGGGUGUCCAUGGGCGGCGGCGAUUGCUUACCAUCAGGUGAUCCGUCUGCACGUUUACCGGCUUGUUCCAUAAAAAAAGUAAAAUAGUGAUUAUAAGAUGAACUUACUAACUGAUACUUUGAUAAUUGUUCGCAUAAAACUGACUGUUCAGAAAUAAUUUAUGUUAAUUGCCGAAUAUGAAGUGGUUUGUGUUCAUCGGUAUACUAUCAGUGGCUUCUAGCAAACACGAGAAAUAUAUAGGAUGGAAAUCCUAUUACAUCAAACUGUCUACCGCUGUCCAGUCCAAGGCCUUAGGUCCUAUGGAGCAGAUGUAUGAGCUGGACUUCUUGAGCCACCCAGCCAAAGGUCGCGAGGGUGUGGUGCUGGUGAAGCCACAGCAUCAGGCUGCAUUUGUCAAGGAGUUGGAUGCUGAAGGCAUAGCGUAUAGGAUCCACGUUGAUAAUGUGAAGAGAAAACUGGACUACGAUGACCAGCUCAUACAAGCAAUGAAAAGAGCCACAGCACCGAGGAACAAAAGCCACCAUCAACUAUCCUUCUAUAACUACCACGACCUUCAAGUGUUCGAAGAUUACCUGGACUAUAUAGCAAAGAGAUAUCCUAAAAUUGCCACCGUAGUUACUGGAGGUUAUUCCUUCAAUAACAACUCAAUUGAAUAUAUAAAGAUUUCCACCACGAACUUCGAAGACAAGACCAAACCAGUCGUGGUCAUAGAUGGAACUAUUCACGCCAGGGAGUGGAUCACGGCACCCACUGUUGCUUGGGCCAUACACAAGCUGGUGGAAAAUGUGACUGAACCUGACCUGCUGGACAGGUUCGACUGGAUCCUCGUGCCCAUUGCCAAUCCUGAUGGAUACAAGUACAGUUUUGAUUAUGAUCGUUUUUGGCGCAAGAACCGUUCUUUUGAUGACCAUCCAGUCAGUUUCGUAUGCCGAGGCGUAGACCUGAACAGGAAUUUCGACAUCAAAUUCAACACACACACAGCAGAUGAAACAUACACCGAUAAUUGCGAAGAGACCUUCCAAGGCACUCACGCCUUCUCCGAGCCAGAAACCAGAGUCAUCAGGGACAUAUUACAAGAGAACUUGGCUCGAGUAGCCCUUUACAUCAGUCUACAUAGUUUCGGUAGUGUGAUCAUGUAUCCAUGGGGAUAUGAUGGGACUCUAUCCUAUAAUGCUGGAGAUCUCUACAGUGUAGGGAAAGCCAUGGCCGCUGCUAUCGACAGUAACGCUCUGCCAUAUUUCCCAAGGUACGAUGUCGGAAAUAUUGCUCAGAUCAUGUAUCGCUCGACUGGUGCUUCGACUGAUUACGCUCAUUCUAUUGGGGUGCCUUUAGCCUACGCCUUUGAGUUACCUGGUCUUUCUGACACAGAUAAGGGCUUCCAUUUGGAGCCAUCACUCAUUAAACAGGUUUGCCAAGAAACGUGGGAGGGUUUCGUCGUAGGCGCGAGGCGAGCUGGUGAUUUAUUCCCGAAUAAAAAUUAAGGUUUC